AUGGUGAAGGAUAAAAGGCCCUCUUUGGUUUUUCUCAUGGAAACCAAAGUGACAAAGAAGAAGUCAUGGAGUUUGCUUAGGCACCUAGCUUCUUUAGCUCCUCAUCCAUGGCUUUGUAUUGGCGAUUUCAACGAGAUUGUCUCUAAUUCUGAAAAAUCAAGUAACACUGUUCGUCCUCGGGGGCAAAUGGUUUCUUUCCAAAAGGCGUUGGAUGACUGUCGUUUGCUGGAUUUGGGUUUUACUGGGCCAAAAUAUACAUGGUGUAAUGGAAGAUUGGGUAAUGGUAUUACAAGGGAAAGGUUGGAUAGAGCAGUGGCUAACGAUGAAUGGUGUGGAAUCUAUGAUCGGAAGCAAUUCAAAUAUGAGGCAAGCUGGGAAAAACAUCGUGAUUAUCCCCAAUUGGUAAAGCAGGAAGCCGAUUUUGAUGCUGAAAAGGAGAUCCAGAUUAAAGAUGAUAUACAAAAUCUCCUUGAACAAGAAGAUUUAAAGUGGAAACAAAGGGCAAAGGAGAGUUGGUUGCAAUCGGGUGAUAAAAAUACCAAAUUCUUCCAUGCUAGUACAAGUCAAAAACAUCAGAGGAAUAUGGUGGAGUGUAUACUAGAUCAAGAUGGGCGACAGUGCUCCUCUCAGUUGGUAAUUGAAGAUGCUUUUGUGCGCUACUUUCAGACUUUGUUUACAGCUGGAAGCAACCUAGAUGUGGAGGAAAGCACCAGAUUUAUAAAGUGUAAAGUCACGAGGGCUAUGAACAGUAAACUUCUAGCAGAUUUUUCAAUGGAAGAUAUUGGCAUUGCUCUCAACCAGAUGGUAGCCCUAAAAGCCCCGGGUCCAGAUGGCUUCACAACAGGGUUUUUUCAACAGAACUGGGCCACCAUUCAUAUGGAGGCAGUGGAAACGGGUGUUAUUACAGAGGUACCUACUUCACCUCAUGGUCCCCGGCUCAGUCAUUUAUUAUUUGCUGAUGAUAGCUUACUUUUCUACAAAGCUAAUUCGGUGGAAUGGAGACGCAUAAUGAGGAUUCUAGAAGUCUACGAAGCUGGUUCAGGUCAAAAACUAAAUCUCCUAAAGACUUCGAUCCUUUUUAGCCGCAAUACUAGUGAAGCUGAAAGACAGGAGAUUCUUAGUUCAUUGGGCUUUUCUAAGGUUCAACGGAUUGAUAAAUAUCUUGGCUUGCCUUUGUUUAUUGGGAAGUCUAAGAUUCAAUCCUUUAACAAUAUUAAAGACCGAGUGCAGCAAAGACUCAAUAAUUGGAAGAUCAAAUUCCUGUCUCAAGCAGGGAAAGAAAUCCUUCUCAAGGCAGUGGUGCAGACAAUCCCUACAUAUAGCAUGAAUGUUUUUCUUCUUCCUAUUUCUUUAUGUAGGGAUCUUGAAGGGAUGAUGCAAAGAUUUUGGUGGGGGCACAUGGCAAAUGAAUCAAGGGUGCACUGGAUGAGUUGUGAGAAGAUGGGAAGGUCAAAAGCUAUGAGAGGUCUUGGCUUUCGUGAUCUGAUUAUGUUCAAUAAGGACAAGUGGUUACCAACACCCAGCACUUAUUCAGUACAAUCCCCUCCCAGGGUCAUUCCUGCAGAUUCUCUAGUCUCGGCCAUUAUUGAUCAGGAAACUCACGCAUGGAAUAUACAGCUCAUCAAUUCUAUUUUCAUGCCAGAGGAGGCUAAGGGUACCAAUGAUGGGGUUUUCUCGGUGAAGAGUGCUUAUCAUAUGGGCAUGGAUAGUAAUUCUCAGGGUCAAGGAAGUGCAUCGUGUGUGUCUCUAGAGAACAGAAUUUGGAAGGUUAUUUGGGCAUUUGAGGUUCCAAAUUCUGUUAAAAUGUUCAUGUGGCGUGCUUGUAAUGAUCUUCUCCCAAUGAAAUGUAACCUGUUAAAGAGGAAGAUGAUGGAGGAGACUUUGGCUCAUCUUGAGGAGUAUCAAAGAUGUAACAAAAAGGAGGAUAUUCUUUCUUCUGGGGAUCUGAUGCCGCACCCUUUUAGGCCCCGAGCAGGUUGGUGCCCCCCUCCUAGUGGACUUAUAAAGGUUAAUUGGGAUGUUUCAAUAAAUAUUACAAAGGAGUGCAUUGGUAUCGGUGUUGUGGCGAGAGAUUCUAUAGGGAAUGUCCUUGGAGCAAAGUCCCUCACAAAGAAGGUUGUUGCUAUUCCAAAGUUAGCGGAGGCUAUGGCAGCCUAUGAGGCAGUGGUGUUUUGUAAAGAAGUGGGAUUUUAUGAGAUUAUGUUGGAAGGGGAUGUAAAACAAGUUGUAAAUGAUGUGAAUUCAAGAAGCCCCAACCAUGAUGUUGCUGGACAUUUUGUGGAAGGAAUAAUUAUGGAAAUGCAAGGGCUACGACAAGUUUCUAUCUCUCAUGUGGGAAGAGAUGCUAACAAUGUUGCUCAUCUACUAGCGAAAGAAGCCUCUUCAAAGGAGAUGGAUUUUGUUUGGCUUGAAGAUUGUCCUAAUUUUAUUUUGCCUGUUGUACUUAGGGAGAUUUCCUCUCCCUAG
Molecule: messenger RNA, 2466 nt
Organism: Alnus glutinosa
Lineage: Eukaryota; Viridiplantae; Streptophyta; Magnoliopsida; Fagales; Betulaceae
Exons: 8
Coding region: 1-2466 (821 amino acids)
Molecular function (GO): nucleic acid binding; RNA-DNA hybrid ribonuclease activity
Source: RefSeq, a predicted model, not a curated record